GCGCGGCGGCUGCGGUAACUUGCACCGCAGCUCGAGUUCCCGCCAGGGGUCGGCUGGAGGCGGAGCUCGGCCCCUCCGUCCGCUUGCACCGCAGCGUCGACCCUGCCCGGUGCAGCCUCGCGGCCGCCCUCGAUAGAAGACUCGGACCCUGGUUCCCUUCUUGUCAGAGACAUGUCUGCUCCAGCUCAGCCACCCGCCGAAGGGGCGGAGGGGGCUGCCCCCGGCGGGGGUCCUCCUGGCCCCCCUCCGAAUCUCACCAGUAACCGGCGACUACAGCAAACCCAGGCACAGGUGGAAGAGGUGGUGGACAUCAUGCGCGUCAACGUAGACAAGGUCCUGGAGAGAGACCAGAAACUGUCAGAGCUGGAUGACCGGGCCGACGCUUUGCAGGCGGGAGCAUCACAAUUCGAGAGCAGCGCCGCCAAGCUAAAGAGGAAGUAUUGGUGGAAAAACUGCAAGAUGAUGAUCAUGCUGGGGGCCAUCUGUGCCAUCAUCGUGGUAGUUAUUGUAAUCUACUUUUUUACUUGAGAAUGUGCCCUCGUCCACCCCUCCCCGUGCUGUCCAGACUCCCGUCCCUCUGU
Messenger RNA from Sorex fumeus (smoky shrew), 581 nucleotides. It is a transcript of the gene VAMP1, whose product is annotated as vesicle associated membrane protein 1. Gene Ontology annotation, cellular component: plasma membrane; SNARE complex. Gene Ontology annotation, molecular function: SNAP receptor activity; syntaxin binding. The transcript is spliced from 5 exons. Gene Ontology annotation, biological process: SNARE complex assembly; vesicle fusion; vesicle-mediated transport. NCBI's taxonomy places the organism in Eukaryota, Metazoa, Chordata, Mammalia, Eulipotyphla, Soricidae. The record is from RefSeq and is a predicted model, not a curated record. Bases 172 to 528 code for a protein of 118 amino acids.